Dermatophagoides pteronyssinus (European house dust mite) is the source of this 1056-nucleotide messenger RNA. RefSeq names its product F-actin-capping protein subunit alpha (gene cpa). The record is from RefSeq and is a predicted model, not a curated record. Gene Ontology annotation, molecular function: actin filament binding. NCBI's taxonomy places the organism in Eukaryota, Metazoa, Arthropoda, Arachnida, Sarcoptiformes, Pyroglyphidae. Gene Ontology annotation, cellular component: cortical cytoskeleton; F-actin capping protein complex. Gene Ontology annotation, biological process: barbed-end actin filament capping; actin cytoskeleton organization.
UUUAAAUUUUUGUCAAGUUUUUUUACAUUUCUCUUUUCUCUCUUCGUUUGUUUGUUUGUUUGUUUGCCUUGAUAUUUUGUUGUGAAAAGAAAGAUUAUUUCUCCAUAGAAAGAUAUGGCCAAUGAAAAUGAUAAUACGCUUACCGAUUCGGAUAAACUUCGUAUUGUAGCUGAUUUUAUUCUUCAUGCACCUCCUGGUGAAUUUCAAGAAGUUUUUUAUGAUGUUCGCCAAUUACUUAACAAUGAUACAUUAUUGAAAGAUAAAGCUUCCAGCAUUUUUGCCCAAUAUCGUAAAGAUCAAUUGACGCCCGUCAAUUUAUCGAAUGGAACAGAAUUUGCUUUAAUUACCGAAUUUAAUGAUCUUGGUUCGAAUCGUUUUUAUGAUCCAAAAACAAGAAAAUCAUUUAAAUAUGAUUUUCUUACCGAAGAAACUAGUGAUCAUAGCAAUUGGGAACCAGAUUCAACAAGUGAAUCAUGGCGUUCAACAUUGGAUGAUAUCUGGUCAAAUUAUUGUAUUGAUCAUUAUUAUAAAGGUAUUAGUUCGGUAUUUGCCACUACCAACAACAAUAAUAAUGAUCAAAUUACAUUGAGUGCUUGUAUUGAAGCACAUCAAUUUCAGCCAAACAAUUUCUGGAAUGGUUUAUGGAGAUCAAUAUGGAUAAUAACAUUGAAACCAAAUCGAUUGGAAGCCGAUAUAUUUGGUAAAAUAAAAGCACAAGUUCAUUAUUAUGAAAAUGGAAAUGUACAACUUGUUAGUUUUAAAGAAAUUAAAGAAUCAAUCAGUUUUACGGAUGAAAAAAGUAUGGCCGAAAAUUUUCGAAUGAUUGUUGAAGAAGCUGAAAAUGAAUAUCAAAUUGCCAUAUCACAAAAUUAUCAAAAUAUGUCGGAUACAACAUUCAAAGCAUUAAGACGUGCAUUACCUGUUACUAGAUCAAAAAUUGAUUGGCAUAAAAUAAUGAGCUAUCGUAUUGCAAAUGAUAUUAAACAAUCAUAGAGAAAGAGAGAGAGAGAAACAAAAACAAAAACAAAACAAAAAAAAUUAUUUACACUUUAUAAC